Molecule: messenger RNA, 7560 nt
Organism: Penicillium riverlandense
Lineage: Eukaryota; Fungi; Ascomycota; Eurotiomycetes; Eurotiales; Aspergillaceae
Product: type I polyketide synthase
Exons: 5
Coding region: 1-7560 (2519 amino acids)
Biological process (GO): fatty acid biosynthetic process; secondary metabolite biosynthetic process
Molecular function (GO): phosphopantetheine binding; fatty acid synthase activity; oxidoreductase activity
Source: RefSeq, a predicted model, not a curated record
AUGGCGCCAACGGAGAUGUCGUGGGUUCAGGAUAUUGCCGUGGUAGGCCUGUCCUGUCGGUUUCCCGACGAGGCCGACUCCGUCCAGCACUUUUGGGACUUCAUCUGUAAAGGGCGGUCCGCAUACUCCGAGAACCCAGAGCGUUGGAAUCCCGAUGCCUUCAGCUUCUCCGGCAAGAAGGCGAACACUAGCCUGCCCCGGGGUGGGCAUUUCUUGAAGCAGGACAUUGGUGCUUUCGACGCCAACUUCUUCAAUAUCUCCAAGGUCGAGGCCGAAUCCAUUGAUCCGCAGCAGCGGAUGGUGAUGGAGACUACCUACGAGGCCAUAGAGAACGCUGGACUGCCCGUCUCCCAGCUGGUCGGUACGCAGACAGGCGUCUGGAUGGGCAACUUCACCAGUGACUAUCGUGAGCAGGUCUUCCGCGACCCUGAGUCGGCUCCGAUGUAUACCGCCACUGGCACCAGCAGUACCUCCGUCUCCAACCGUGUGUCGUGGUUCUUUGACUUCAAGGGCCCCAGCUUUACGCUAGACACCGCCUGUUCCUCGACCAUGGUCGCCUUGCAUCUGGCUGUUCAGAGUCUCUCCAUCGGCGAAUCCAGCGCCGCCGUCGUCGGGGGUACCAAUCUGCUACUUAACCCAGAUAUGUUCAUGUACCUCUCGAACCAACACUUCCUUGCCAAGGAUGGUAAGAGCAAGGCCUUUGAUAAGAGUGGUGACGGAUAUGGACGUGGAGAGGGAGCCGCCAUAGUCGUCCUCAAGCGCGUAGCAGAUGCUCUGGUAAACGGCGAUCCGAUCCGUGCGGUCAUCCGCAGCACCGCCAUCAACCAGGACGGUCACACUAAGGGGCUGACCUUGCCCAGCCCCGACGCCCAGGCGUCGCUGAUCAACAAGGUGUACCGCAAGGCCGGCCUGUCCAUGGAGGAGACGCGCUACAUCGAAACACACGGCACGGGCACUCAAGCUGGAGACAAAUGUGAAACUGAAGCGCUCUCUAGGACCAUCAGCAAACACCGUACACCGUCAGAGCCCCUGCUCAUCGGCUCUGUCAAGGCCAACAUUGGCCACCUGGAGGCUUGUGCUGGAAUGGCCGCGCUCAUCAAAUGCAUCGGCAUACUGGAGACCGGCAUGAUCCCUCCCACCCCGAGCUGCAACACGGCCAAUCCGGAAGUGAAAUGGAACGAAUGGAAGCUGAAGGUCCCGACCACGCUCAUGCGGUGGCCUACUCAGGGUCUCCGCAGAGUGAGCACCCAGGGUUUCGGGUACGGUGGAACCAACGCCCAUAUCGUGAUGGACGACGCCUACCACUAUCUAGAGGCACGGAGCUUGAAGGGGGUCCACAACACAAAGCUCCUCGGGCCACCGCGGUCCACGAUCACGAACAGUGCCCAUGACAAGACCAGCAGCCAUAACACUCCCGAGGGCCAAAAUUUGAUCUUUUGCCUCAGCGCACAGGACAAGGAGGGGUUGAAGCGAUUACGCACAGUGUUGGCUGAUCAUCUUGCCGCCAAGAUUGACGAAAUCCAGUGCGUCCAAGAGAACGCGGACAAGUAUCUUCGGGAUCUGGCGUACACGCUGAGCAAGAGACGCUCACGUCUGCAGUGGCAGACGUUUGCCAUCGCUUCCUCCAUCGACGGACUGUGUCAGUUGCUACUAGAGAAGCCAUGGUCCUUGCCGGAGGUGCGCAGUGCCACGCAAACCCCGCGGCUCGGUUUCAUCUUCACCGGCCAAGGGGCACAGUGGGCGCGCAUGGGAGUGGAACUCAUGGAGUACGCGGCCUUCCGUCAGAGCGUGGAGGAAUCGGAUGGGUAUCUGCGCCAGGAACUGGGCUGCGCCUGGUCCGCCGUCGAGGAGCUGGCCAGGACGGAUGACUCAUCCAACAUAGGCCAGGCCGCCUACAGCCAAGCUCUCUGUUCUGUCCUACAGAUUGGCCUAGUCGACCUCUUGGCUACCUGGAAUGUUGCUCCAUCCGCUGUAGCGGGCCACUCAAGUGGGGAGAUCGCCGCCGCCUACUGUCUUGGCGCUUUGUCUCGCCAGGAUGCACUGAAGGCAGCCUAUUUCCGGGGCGUUUUGUCUGCGGAGAUGAAAGAAAUCGAUCCGUCACUGCGCGGUGCCAUGAUGGCCGUCGGUGUUACGCCCAUUGAGGCUGAGAAGUGGUUGGCGAAUUUGACCAAGGGCACUGUGGUGGUCGCCUGUGUGAACUCUCCGACCACGAUCACAGUGUCGGGAGAUGCAGCUGGUGUUGACGAACUCGAGGUCCAGCUGAAGGAAGCCGGCAUCUUCGCCCGGAAGUUGAAAGUCGACACUGCUUAUCAUUCUCCGCACAUGCAGACGAUUGCGGCGCAGUAUUUCGAGGCCAUUGCCGACAUAUCCACCAUGUCGGACAGGGACGGCUGUCGCAUGUCGUCAAGUGUUCACGGUUGCGCCAUCAGCUCUGAUGAGCUUGGUCCCGUAAACUGGGUACAAAACCUUACCUCAACAGUACAAUUCGCCGAUGCAGUACACGAUAUGAUCCGGCCUUUGAUCAACGGCAAGCGGGCGAGGGAAAAUGCAGUUGAUAUCCUGGUUGAAGUUGGCCCACAUUCAGCUCUGCAGGGUCCCGUCAGCCAAACGAUGAAGAUAUACAGCAUCUCGGGUGUGCAAUACUACAGCGUCCUGGCGCGCGGUAAGCAUGGGGUGGCCACUGCUCUGACCUGUGCCGGUAAUCUCUUCGUACAAGGCGUCCCUGUGGACGUCAGCAACGUCAACCAAGAUUGCGGCCUAAUAAGAAAGCCUCUGGUUGAUCUGCCUGCAUACCCCUGGAACCACUCCAUCAAGUACUGGGCUGAGUCCCGCGUAAGCCGGGAAUACCGCCUGCGCAAGCACCCCCGCCUGCCGCUGCUGGGGGCACCGUGCCCGACCAUGGGCGUGCGCGAGAGACUCUGGAGAGGCUAUGUCCGCGUGGCUGAGGAGCCGUGGGUACGCGAUCACGUCAUCCAAGGAUCCAUUAUCUAUCCUGCGGCUGGGUUUCUGGCCAUGGCGAUCGAAGGCUCCCGACAGGAAGCGGAUGCGGACCGGAACAUCAGCGGGUUCCGCCUGCGAGAUAUCAAGAUUGACGCCGCACUGGUCAUUGAAGAGGAUUCGGAGCCAGAGGUGAUCCUGGCUAUCCGACCACACUUGACGAGCACGCUGGACUCGGGUUCGUCCUGGAUGGAGUUCACUGUCUCGUCUUGCAUUGACAGCAAGGACCUGCGACAGAACUGCUCCGGGCUUCUGAUGGUGGAGUAUGAAGCCACCCCAGGCUCAGCCAUGUCCCUAGAAAGAGACCAAGAGGUCACAGCCAUCCAAGAUGAUUUCUUCGCCUUGAAAAAGCAGUGCAGCAAUUUUCUCAAUGUUGGCCAGUUCUACGCCCAUCUCACGGCCCUGGGUCUGCAAUAUGGGCCCACGUUCGCCAAUCUGACUGAGAUUCACACGGCCACGAAUGAAACAAAGUGUGUCAGCACUCUGACCAUCCCCAAGAUCGAAUCCAAGGUCCCACCUACUCAUCAGGAUCGCCCACACAUCAUCCACCCGAGCACGCUGGACGCCAUAUUCCACUUGUCCUUCGCUGCUAUCUGCAAGGAGACCGACACUUUCAAGGGUGCCAUGGUCCCCACGCAGAUCGAUGAGAUCUUGGUCUCGGCUGAUAUUGCGCAUACUGCGGGGGCGGUACUGCAAGGCUUCGCUCAUUCCGUCCGGCACGGAUUCCGUGACAUGUUGACCGAUAUCGAGAUACUCGACGGGGGCGCCACUAAGGCAGUGGUCCAUGUAAAAGGAUUCCAGUGCUCGGAUAUCUCCGGAGCCAGCACCCAACCUGACGAUGGCGGUACUGCUGUUGUCAAGCCCAUCGCCUGUCAAGUGGUAUGGAAACCCGCCAUUGAGCUCCUGAGCUUAGAAGAGCUUCAGACUGUGGUGGUCGGACAACCGGAAGAUAUUGCUGCGAAGACGCUAUCUUUGGAGCAGUCAGUGCUCACGUUCGUAAAGGAAGCGCUGGCCAAUGUGCCCCGAGGGCAGGUAAGCACGCCGUUUCAAAGCUAUUACGACUGGAUGCAGAACCACGCCUCGUCGAGCAUUCUACAAUCUGAAUCCACGAAGAGCAGCGACAGCGUGUUUCGUCUGAUCGGAGAGAAGCUUGCGGCCAUCUUGCAAGGCCAAGUCAUUGCAUCUGAGAUGCUUUGGAACGAUAGUACACUUUUUGGCCGUCUCCUGUCGGAGGUCGUUGGCUUUGAAGAAAUCCUACGCACAUUGAACAAGUACCUCGACCUGGUUCACCAUUCCAAUCCCGGCCUGUCGAUCCUUGAAAUCGGACUCGGCGGCGACAAAUUUCCCCCCGUAUCGCUGGUGUCCAAACUUAAGGACGCAGCAAAGCUUCUGGAAACCGCACAGUACACCUUUUCAGUUGGACACGAGAGCUUCUUACAGGCAGCUGCCCGCCAGUUUGGCUCCUUGAGAAAUCCGGUCUCUGUCGACGUGCGGGACAUUGAAAAGCAUGAGAUAACGGCCGAGCAAGAGAAAUUCGAUCUCGUCGUGCUGUUUAAUACCAGACUAGCUAUUUCUAACCCAGAGUUUAUCAUCAACAACGCCGUGAAACUGUUGAAGGAGACGGGUCGCAUUUGCAUUGUCGACAUAGACCAGCCACAGUUGCAACUGGGGACUAUUCUAGGCAGUAUUCAGGGGGCCAGAUGGCUGGAUCAGGCAUGCCAGCCCUGGUUGGAGCGAGCUGGCCUCACGAACCAUCUUGCCCUUGAAGAUAGUCAGAAGCAGUUCCGCUUGACAGUCGCGGCGACUCAAGCACCAGGCCCAGCCUGCGGUAAGCUCUCGAAAGAGAUUGUCAUCGUGGAGGCAUGCGAGCCGUCACCCGCUGCCCAGGAGGUGGCAUCUCAGAUCUCCCAAGAGCUUGAGAAGCUCUCUAUCAGCACUAGCCGAUUCCGAUGGAGUUCGGAUGUAUCUCAGUUGAACUCUAAAUCGUGUAUCAUUCUCACAGAUCUCGAAAAGGCCCUCCUCCUCCAGGCCUCUAGCGCCGACUUCUGCGCCGUGCAGCAGAUGGUCCUCCAAGCUGAAAGUCUGAUUUGGGUCAGCGGUUCCCUGGGCCCUGACUCACACUUGGUGAGUGGUCUGGCGCGUAGCGUCCGCAAUGAGGUCGCCGGUAUCAAGCUCCGCACGCUUCAGGUCCAUGGCACGCCGCUCGAAUUCGCCCAUGAAUUCGCAAGCAUAGUCCUCCGAGUCCUCCAGUCGUCUGUCGCGGACGACGAAUUCAUCGCCGACGGGGGCAUCAUCACAGUCAGUCGCUUCCUAGAGGACCGACGCCGCAAUGAGAUCCUGGCGACAAUGCUCGGUAAGCGAGAGAGCAAAGCAGAGUUGAUGCCACUCGACGCUGCCCCUGGCCCGGUAAAGCUGAGCAUCAGAAAUCCCGGUAUGCUGGAUUCGCUCUGUUUUGAGCCGGACACCACGAUAGAGAAAUGGCUUGCGCCUGGCGAGGUUGAAGUCCAGGUGAAAGCAUCAGGAGUCAACUUCCGUGAUGUGAUGGUGGCAAUGGGCCAAAUACCCGAUAAACUGCUCGGGUUCGAGGCCGCGGGAUUCGUCUGUCGGGUCGGUGAGAAUGUCACAAAUGUAAAGAUUGGGGACCGAGUCGCCUUCCUCGCUCACGGAGCCCAUCGCACGAUCCAUCGGGUGCGAGCACAGUAUACGAUGCCCAUCCCCGAGACCAUGUCCUUUGAAGAAGCAGCUGGGGUGCUGCUGGUCCAUGGCACUGCGUGGUACGCCCUUAUGGAGAUAGCCAGGGUCCAGAAAGGCCAGUCGGUCCUCAUCCACGCGGCAGCGGGUGGUGUUGGCCAAGCAGCGAUCAUGCUCUCCCAGCAUGUGGGCCUGGAGGUAUUCGCGACGGUGGGCUCCGAUGACAAAAAGAAGCUAAUACAAGAUCAUUAUGGCAUCCCGAAUGACCACAUCUUCAACUCCCGGGACUUGAGUUUCGUUAAGGGGGUGAAGCGCAUGACUAGCGGAUGCGGUGUCGACGUUGUACUAAACUCACUGUCCGGAGAGGCCCUCCGCCAGAGCUGGUACUGCGUUGCCCCCUUCGGCACCUUUGUGGAGAUUGGCAUGAAAGACAUCCUGGGCAAUAUGCGCCUGGACAUGCGACCCUUCCUCCAAGACGCUAAGUUUGCCUUUUUCAACCUCAAUCGCGUCAUGAAAGAGCGCCCCGAGCUGAUGAAUGAGGCUCUGAGCGGGGCGAUGGAUCUGCUCAGCUCCGGGGCCACACGUCCUGUCCAGCCGCUGACCGUCUACCCGGUCUCCCAGACCGAAGAAGCUUUCCGGCUCAUGCAGGCCGGCAAGCAUCGUGGAAAGCUGGUGUUAACCUACUCCGCCUCCGAUGUCGUGCCUGUCAGCUCCGCCGCUCGCCCCGUCCAGCUGGAUGGGCAUGGCUCCUAUAUCCUCGUGGGUGGAUUUGGCGGCCUCGGUCGCAGCUUGUGCCAGCACUUUGUGCGGAUGGGAGCGAGAAAGCUCUGCAUCCUCUCUCGCUCAGGCGCUGGCAGCAUGUAUGCGCAGAAGGUGGUUGAAAAUGUCCAGCGGGAAGGAGCCCGGGUUCUGGUUAUUCGAUGUGACGUGGCAGACCCCAAGUCUACAGCCGAAGCCAUCAAAAAGUGUUCGACGCAACUCGGCCCUGUUCGCGGGGUAGUGCAAGGCGCCAUGGUGCUUCGCGACGCGCUCUUCGAGAAAAUGAGCUAUGGCGAAUGGACAGAGUCGACCCGUCCCAAGGUUCAGGGCUCGUGGAACCUGCAUACCAACCUUCCCGACGUCGAUUUCUUCCUCACCCUCAGCUCGUUUGCGGGGGUCUUUGGCAACCGCGGCCAGAGCAACUAUGCGGCGGCGGGAGCAUACGAAGAUGCACUCGCGCAAUAUCGGCGCUCUCACGGUCUCAAGGCCGUCACCGUAGAUCUCGGCAUCAUGCUCGACGUCGGGGUUCUCGCUGAGGUCGGGCUUACCGACAGUCUGCGCGAAUGGGCGGAGCCCUGUGGUAUCCGGGAAGCUGAAUUUCACGCACUGAUCGAGAACAUACUAGCCGGGGAGCUGGACAACCAUGGCCGAACACCUGUCCAGAUCCCGACUGGCUUCGCCACCGGGCGAACGGUCCAAGAUACCGGAAUCAACCGGCCCUGGUACUUCGACGACUCACGAUUCUCAAUACUGUCUCACACCGGCGUCGCCCGGGGCGAGGGGGCGAACGCCUCGGAAAAGAAGACUGUGUCUGUCCAGAACCAAGUCGCCCGGGCUGCCUCCAUCGCCGAGGCAACAGCGGCCGUGAUGGACGCUCUUGUCGCGCGGGUGGCCAAAUCUCUGCAGAGCGCCGUAUCGGACAUUGACACUUCACGACCGCUGCAUGCGUUUGGCGUGGACUCACUGGUUGCGGUCGAGGUGGCCAACUGGGUGUUUCGAGAAAUCAAGACCAGGGUGACCGUGUUCGAAAUCCUCUCGAGCAUUCCUAUCACGGCGCUGGCGGAGAAGAUCGCGUUGAAGUCAAGUCUGCUGCCCCAGAUGGCUCCAAGUUGA